This is a messenger RNA of Sclerotinia sclerotiorum 1980 UF-70, 528 nucleotides long. RefSeq lists its product with no specific name. The coding region runs from base 1 to 528 and encodes 175 amino acids. NCBI's taxonomy places the organism in Eukaryota, Fungi, Ascomycota, Leotiomycetes, Helotiales, Sclerotiniaceae. The transcript has 3 exons. The record is from RefSeq and is a predicted model, not a curated record.
AUGUGGGCACAUGGUUUUCAAGAACUGACCAUGCAUGCAAUAGGAACAGAUGUCCACCGAGUACUCUGCAAUAUCCAGAAAGAUGCUUCGUCAUACAGAGUAUUUGUUGUGUUAAGCAGAGAUAGGAUCAUUAUCGAUGGGAAAUCAGAUCAUGCAUCAGGACAUUUGACGACAAGAUGCAACAUUACAAUAAUCAAUGCCGGCACUUUGUUUAGGAAGACUGUUUGUGUGGACCUUGGUGCAUCGGUAUUCAAACGUUGUGUUGAUAGGAUAUACCUUGAUAGUCUUAUGGUAUGGCAUGUGUUGAGCAACAAUGUGAGAAGCAAAAGCGCAUCCCCCUUCCCACGAAUUGAAGAUACUUCUCGAGACUUGCUUUUACUCGUACCCAAGGAGUUAUUGUUUAUCUUGCUUGGUUUCUCCAAGGGUCUUCCUAGACCCAACGGAGACUUUGAGCUAAUCUCCCCAAGGACCCAAGGAGAAAGUAAAAAAGCUUGGAAUGAAGAGAACUGCCUCGGAUCAGUUGAUUGA